AGUAUCUGCAUGACAGCAGAGCAGUCAGGGAGGACCAGACCCACCAGAAUAACUCACCCGCGCGCUCCCGCUUCAACCCGCCGCCAGCCACCAUGAACCGCGAGCCGGUCGUCGUCGUCGCUGCCGCCCGGACACCGAUAGGGUCCUUGAACGGCGCCCUGUCCACAGUACCUCUGCCUGAGCUUUGUUCGGUGGUGAUCAAGGACGUCCUGAAGCGGGCUGCGGUGAAGCCAGAGGAGGUCUCUGAGGUCAUCAUGGGGCAUGUCCUGACAGCAGGUCAGGGGCAGAACCCGGCGCGGCAGGCCAGCGUCGGGGCAGGUAUCCCCUACCCUGUCCCGGCUUGGAGCUGCCAGAUGGUGUGUGGCUCUGGGCUGAAGGCCGUGUGUCUGGGAGCUCAGUCCAUCCAGACCGGGGAGUCCGCUGUGGUGGUGGCGGGCGGCAUGGAGAGCAUGAGCCGGGCUCCUCACACGCUGCCAAUGAGGGUCGGCGUGAGGAUGGGCGACGCCUCCCUGCAGGACUCCAUCGUGGCCGACGGCCUGACGGACGCCUUCCACGGCUACCACAUGGGCAUCACAGCUGAGAAUGUGGCGAAGCAGUGGGCGGUCAGUCGGGAGGAGCAGGACCAGUUUGCCGUCCGGUCCCAGAACAAAGCGGAGGCUGCGCAGAAAGCAGGACAUUUCGAUCAGGAGAUCGUCCCCGUCAUGGUGUCGUCCAGAAAAGGCCCCGUGGAGGUGAAGGUGGAUGAGUUUCCUCGCCACGGCAGCGACAUGAACAGCAUGGCCAAACUCCGAUCCUGCUUCAUUAAGGACAGCAGCGGCACCGUCACCCCCGGCAACUCCUCAGGUAUUAAUGACGGCGCAGCAGCAACUCUCCUCAUGAGCCAAUCGGAGGCGGUGAGGCGUGGCCUCAAACCCAUGGCCAGGAUCGUGACUUGGGCUCAAGCUGGCCUUGACCCGUCCAUCAUGGGAACUGGACCAAUACCAGCCAUCAGGAAGGCGGUAGAAAAGGCCGGCUGGCAGCUGGACCAAGUGGACUUAUUUGAGCUCAAUGAAGCAUUUUCUGCCCAGUCUAUUGCUGUGGUGAAGGAGCUCGGCCUGAAUAUAGACAAGGUGAACGUGAGUGGCGGGGCCAUCGCUCUGGGCCAUCCCCUCGGUAUGUCCGGCUGCAGAGUGCUGGUGACCUUGUUGCACGCACUUCAGAGGACCGGCGGCCAUAAGGGCGUGGCUUCGCUCUGCAUCGGAGGAGGGAUGGGCAUCGCCAUGUGCGUGGAGAGGGAUUGAGAGGAUAACCUAAUGCUGAUUGAUAAAUUGCACUAAUCACAUUCAAUGUUUAAGGGAUACUGACUACAUUGCAGGACACAGCUCUUCACUCACUGGGCCGGUCAUAAGAGAUGUCAUUGUUAAAUCUUAGCCAACAGUAGCUUGCCACUCACUGUACACUUAAUAAAUGAACCCUUCCUAGCUGUAGCAUGCAAGUUAGUCUAAUAUGUUCUAAGUACACACCGUAUUUAGUUGUUAGCAGUCAAUGAACUUGUGUUAUUUCCCUUUAAAUUUACCUGCUUUCAGUUGAAAGUGUAACAAAAUGAAAAUGCAAGUCUUACGUGUCUAUGGAAGAUGUGAUUUAAUACAUUUCAUAAAUGGUUCAACUGAUCAACAUUCCGCAGACUUUUGACUCAUGUAUGCUCGCCUUCUUCUUAUACAUGGCAUAUGUGGAAUGUCCUACUGUCUACAUAUCAAUAAAGGAUUAUAAGCCA
Molecule: messenger RNA, 1753 nt
Organism: Pseudoliparis swirei
Lineage: Eukaryota; Metazoa; Chordata; Actinopteri; Perciformes; Liparidae
Gene: acat2
Product: acetyl-CoA acetyltransferase 2
Exons: 9
Coding region: 93-1280 (395 amino acids)
Biological process (GO): fatty acid beta-oxidation
Molecular function (GO): acetyl-CoA C-acetyltransferase activity
Source: RefSeq, a predicted model, not a curated record